Molecule: messenger RNA, 2466 nt
Organism: Lolium perenne
Lineage: Eukaryota; Viridiplantae; Streptophyta; Magnoliopsida; Poales; Poaceae
Source: RefSeq, a predicted model, not a curated record
AUGGAUACCACCUCCUCUGCACCGGAGGCUCAUACCGGAAGAGGUCAGGAGGCCAGCAGCUCCCGCCAAGGUCCCGGCGUGAACCCGACCGCUUACACCUGCGGAGCCUGGAAAGGCUCCGACGUGAAACAGUCUGAGAUUGACUGGUUGUACCGCUCCCGUAGGAUACCGAUAGAGGUGGCCUACCGGAUUCCAGGCGAAGAGCUGGAGCCGAUGCCGCUAGAGGGGGAGAUAGUGGUCUGCGAGCGCUUUCCUCGUAUCGCUGCUGAGGUACGAGAACCUUGCCGGAAGAACCGGUUAGACACGGUGGACACGGACCCAUACGUCUCCAGGAGCUCCAAGAUGGGCCGGACUCACACCUCGCGCCCCGACCCUGCCUCAACUGACGCGAACCCCCAGGUCGUGGAGCGCGCAGUUCCGCUGCAAGCGGAAGUUGGCAAGGAGUUCCUGGACAACUUGGCCUCCCGGGGACGCAAGAACAAGGCCCCGACGCCUGAGGCCGGCUCCAGCGAAGCUCCCCCCGCCAAGCGCUCCAAGAAGGACGGCGGCGGCAAGCCCUUCAGCAGGAAGCGGUAUCGCAGCCAGAUGCUGAUUGCUUCCGCGCCUGCUCUGAGCCUCACCCGGAGCGCACCGGGCAUGAGGCCGGAAGCCCAUGAGGACGCCACCAGGACCUCAACUCCCCCUCAGCCAAGCCCGGUACCAUCUGGUACCGGCAAAUCUUCAGCCUCCCCUCUGGGAGGCAAUAAAAAUGCGGGGCGCGCGGCCCCAGAAACUUCCCAUCACCGCGCGGAGGAGGAUUUCUUUUCCCCUCCAGAUACCGAAGACACCGGCGCCAGCAAUAUCGGCGCCGGUAACGAAGAAGCGGAGCGGGCGGAACCUCCGGUUCCCCCUACUCCCAAGAAGAAGAAGAAGAAGGCCACCGCAUCUCCCGCCAAGACCGUGCCGGAAACUUCCGCGCCGGCAAGCUCAUCACCGGCCAAGGAAGCGCCGGAAGUUCCCGCGCCAACCAAGGACGCGCCAGUACCUUCUCCGGCAGCGGCAACCGGUAAACCUGCUGCCGCUGAGCCAGCUCAUCCGGGAGGCGCCCCUCUUACCGCCCAGCAACUUGCUGCGGUGGUCACAGCGGCGACCGCGCCUCCAUCCGGCUCGCAGACAAUAGUGCUGCAUACCGGCCGCGCCGCCGUUGCGGCCAGUGAGAAGGCUUCAGCUCAGCUGGGCCGGAUUACUGAGCUCAGCCGCGGCGAGGUCAACCUGGGCCAGCUGCAGGCGUAUGCCGAAAAGUGGAACCUGGCGGACUUGUCCCCGGCCACCCGCGGCUUGAGCAAGGACAAGCUUCCGGUUGCUGACCCUUCCGGCCCGCGGAGCUCGGCACAACACCUGAGCCGGCUUAAGCGCGUCGUCAAGGAGUUCGACCUCGCGUGGCACGACAUCAUCGGUAACGUGGUGGGCACGCUGGACAGCCGGAAGCAGCUUUUCGAGGAGCUUCUGUGGGAGCACCGGUUCCUUUCCGAGGCCCACAACAAGUGCCAAGCUGCCCUUCCGGAAGCCUCCUCUGAGGACCUCUCCGCCCAGCUCUCUGCGCUUAAAGCUGAAAAGGAGCAGCUCGCCCUCGAGCACCGCAAGGCCCUGGACGCUCAGGAGAAAAUCUCUGUUGAGCUAAAGGACAAGCUUGUGCAGGCUGAACUCCGGCACGCGCGGGAGCUGAAGGAGGCCCAGGCUGCCGCUGAGACAAAGCUGGACGAGUCGCUGAAGGACUUCACCGACGCCAGCGCACAGCUGCGGAAGGAGCUGGAGGAGGAGUCCCGGCUGCUGAAGGAGGCGCCGGACCGGAACGCCGUGCUCACAUCGGAUCAGGCUGAGUAUGAUCGGUUGGUCAUUCAAGCCGAUACGCUGGCCCUCAACCCUUUCCCGGAGUCUCAGCCGCACGCAUAUAAAAAGGUAGCAGAGCGGAGGGCUGAGCAAGCUCUCAGCAACCCGGAUGCACCCUGGGACGCCUACGACCAUCUUGUCGCGCUGGCGGCCCGGACUUCCCACAUGAGGGCUGUGGACCGGCAUCUGGUCUAUCUGUCGGAUGUGGCCAUGCAAAUCUUCAAGGUCCUGUGGCCCGGGAAAGCGCCACCGGCGAACCUGACGCUCCUCUCCAACCGUCCGAAAGACGCCGGCAAGAGAGCUGACGCAGCGCUCCGCGUUGCCUGCUCAUGGUACGAGGAGCUGGACCUCGACGCUCUCCACAGCUUGUGCGGUGGUGCGCCUACCGACACCGAUCCUGCCAAGACUGCGAAGCACAAGGACCGUGCGUACCGGAUUGCCCAGUCCGCUCCUACCAGCACCUUCAUCCCUCCUCCUGCUGACUUAGCAGAUGAACUAUCUGAUGAUGAUGAGGAGGAGGAUGCCGGCGAGGAUGAGGAGGAGGCCCCGGAAGACGACGUCGUCCCAGAUCAAGCCCUGGAAGCUCCCGCUGCCUGA